Messenger RNA from Astrephomene gubernaculifera, 3379 nucleotides. Lineage: Eukaryota; Viridiplantae; Chlorophyta; Chlorophyceae; Chlamydomonadales; Astrephomenaceae. The record is from the annotation of a GenBank genome assembly.
CGUUUGCGAAUGCGCUGGCCAGUUAACCUGUGGCGGCUCGGCCUAAAGCUUAUUCAAGGUAAAGGGAAGCCCGGUAGCCCUUUAUCCUGACGCAUGGCCGAGGAGGAGAGGAGUAAGCGAGUUCUGAACGUCAAUGUUGGCGUGCUAGGUCAUGUGGAUUCUGGAAAAACAAGUUUAGUGGCUGCCCUAUCGGCUCAACUUUCAACAGCGGCUCUCGACAAACAUCCGCAAAGCAAGGAGCGUGGCAUAACGCUGGACCUGGGAUUUUCGGCAUUCACGGUGCCCCUACCGCCCCACUUGGCGCACCUGCCGUACGAUGAGCUGCAGGUGACGCUGGUGGACUGCCCGGGCCACGCCUCACUCAUCCGCACCAUCAUCAGCGGAGCGCAGAUUAUCGACAUGGCCCUGCUGGUCGUGGAUGUCACAAAAGGCAUGCAGACGCAAACCGCCGAGUGUCUGGUGGUGGCGGAGGUGGCAACCAGCCGCUUGCUGGUGGCGCUGAACAAGGUGGACUUGCUGCAGCCCCCCGAGGAGCGACCCCGGGCGAUGCGGAGGGCCACCAAGCGACUGGGGCAGACCUUUGCACUCACCAAGUUCGCGGGGGCCAGCAUGCUGCCUGUGGCCGCAAAGCCGGGCAGCCCCCCCGACGCUGCCCCGCUGGGUGUUGAGCAGCUUCGCGCGGCGCUGGUGGCGCUGGUGGCGCCCACUCCGCGGCCCUGGGACGGGCCGCUGCUGCUCGCCGUGGACCACUGCUUCCCCAUGCGGGGGGUGGGAACCGUGAUGACAGGGACAGUACUGCAGGUUCGUCCCGUCAAGUCCAUCCAGGUGUUCCGGCGGCCGGUGUCCCGGGCGCAAGCGGGCGAGCGGGUGGGGGUGUGCGUCACGCAGCUGGACGCGGGCCUCAUGGAGCGGGGGCUGGCGUGUGCGCCGGGGACGGUGCCCAGCUUCCGGGGGGCGAUAGCGGCGGUGGAAAAGAUACGCUUCUAUGCGGGCCGCGUCCCCAGCCGCUCCAAGUUCCAUGUGACGGUGGGCCACUCUACCCUCAUGGCCCACCUGACCUUCUUCGGCACCCCGGACGGCAACGGACUGCCCCCAGCUGCCGCGCUGGCGGCCAUGAUGGGCAACCUGGCGGCCAUGACGACGCCAGCAGCAGUGGGGGAGCCGACUCAUGGGUCGGCUGGCGCAGGGGCGGCAGGGACCGUGCUGGGACUGAUGUUCGACUUUGAUAGGGAUUACAUUUGCCAGGAGGAGCUGUACGGCUUAGAAGGGCGACCUCUGGCGGAUGCAGCGGAUGCAGUGGCAGCGGGGGGUGGUGGGGCUGCUGUUACGGCAGGACAAUCCGGGGGGGCCCAGGCCAGUGACCUGGACACAGUGGAGCGGCCAGACACAGAGGGUGAGCAGGAGCGGCCGGGUCGUCACUUUGGGCCCCAGUGGGUGCUGCUGCGGUUCGACCAGGCGGUGACCGCACCCAGGAACGCUCUGGUGAUUGGGUCGAAGUUUGAUGCUGGCGUUCAUGGAGAGGCGUGCAGGCUCGCCUUCUACGGGCGCCUGGUGGCCCUGCUGGACCCCACUUGCCCUGACCGUCUGGCCAGACUGCGCGUCUUCAAAGCCAAGAUGCGUGCCGGGGUGCUGGAACGGUUGCAGCCGGAUGGGUGUGGAGGCAUCGUGAGCCAGCUCAUCAAGAAGGAAAGCGACGUGGCCGCGUUUGUGGGGCUCAAGGUGACCACGGGUCGGGGCGAGGAGGGUAUCAUAGAGGGCUCGUUCGGCAAGUCAGGAAAGCUGAAGGUUCAUUUCCCUGGCGGUUUAGCUCCUGAGGGCCGCAGCACUGCAGACAACGUGGUGAUUCUGCGGUGCAAGCGCUACCUGUUCGACCCGGGUGCUGAUUAUGUGGCACGGCAAUAGCAUUGGCCGCGCAAGUAACAGGGGGUUGUCGCUGUGCAACGGCGGUAGCGGCAUAAUUUACGAUGAUGCAGUUGAAGAAAAUGUGUAGGAAAAGUAACAGGCAAUAGUUGUUGGCGGUUGUCGAAGGUGAGAAUGCAAUAGCUGUUGCCGGUUGGCACGAGGUAAGUGGGCACAAGGCGAAGCUGGCUUGUCAUUAAGAGGUAUGGUGAAUGUGGGAUUGGUGCAGGUUGAACAUCCGGGAGUUCUUUGACCGUAGAGUGGUGGCAAUGUGGCGAGUCCGGUGACGCGGAACAUGUGGUUGGGUGGGUUGCGACGUAAGGAAGGUUUGUCUUUUUAUGGUAAUGCAUGUUAAUGCAUGUGAUAUGGAGCGCAUGAUGGCUCUGGCGUUGUAAGCGUACCAAACGUGGCGAGGUCCUGUUUUGGACUGAGUUCGUGUGGUACAUGCGCGAUGGUAUUUUGGUGUUCUCCCAUGCGUAUGGGGGUGGGAACUGUGUCUCUGUGGUUGAGGCAAGAGGGUCUGGUUUCGGGCUGUGUACGACGGGUGAAGGACGUUUUCAGUGGCAGUGUAAGUGAUGAAAGGUGUAGGGCAUAUGUAUGGGCUUCAACUUUUCCUCCACGUGUCCGUCACUUGCGGUUUGUAUGCAAACGUACCCUCAUCCAAGACAGUGCGUGUCUUCGAACAGCAUCUAAAGUAUUAGUGUCCCGGUGCUGCCCUGUAACUUGAAGCAGCCAUGGGUUGUUAUAUUGAUGAACGGGAAGUAGUGGGCUGCGUUCGGUGAUGACACCGACAUGGAAGGGUUCCCUGCUUUGCUUCCAGACUACCAGAAGCUAUGCAUAGGUGGAAGCAGCGGUGAGAAGCUGACAGCGGUGCGCAGCUUUGCCGCUGCAAGCAGUGAGGCGCAGUACAAAGUGCGCAUCACCCUGGACAGCAAUGGCAUGUACGCCAAGGUGAUGGUCAGCGUUAUAUAGAGUUAUGGUUGAAUAGUUUUCCAUGACUUGAGGGUGCAAGGCACAUGCAGGUGAAGGAGGCCAGUGAGAUACAGCUGAGCGGUGCGGAGGAUGACGCAUACGGUUAUCUGGACUCCGUUUGCCAGAUGGCUGGGGUAGCUGUCUGCAACGUGCCCGGCGACGGAAACUGUUUUUUCCACAGCCUCCUGCUGGGCGUGGAAGCGCACAGUGGCAAGCUGAUUGAGCCGGGUCUGAACGAUCCCAAGGUGUUUCGGACGGCUACGUUGCGGAAAGCCAUGGAAGCAAUAAGAAAGUACGACAAGCAGAAUGACGAGGAGCCUGACCGGCGCUUCCAGGGAACAGCUGUCCCUGCUGACAGCACGACAGAACGAGGUCACUCAGGUUAUGGAACACCUCUCACAGGAUCGUGGCACUGCUAUGUAUGUGUAUCCAGAGACGAUUCACAUUGCAAAGUUGUUGGUUGACAUCCAGCAGAAGCCAAUUCUCGUGUUCGAGGCCGGUAAAACUG